This is a messenger RNA of Ictidomys tridecemlineatus (thirteen-lined ground squirrel), 4509 nucleotides long. The record is from RefSeq and is a predicted model, not a curated record. Lineage: Eukaryota; Metazoa; Chordata; Mammalia; Rodentia; Sciuridae.
ACAGCCGCUUCCCGGGCCGGGCCUGCGUCCUUGGGGCCUUCCUGGGGCCCAGGCACCCGCUCUCGGGCGGCAGGGGCUCGGCCCUCCAGGCGAGGGCUGACAGGAGGCAGCCCAGCUGGGCCGGCGGGUAGGGCCCGGUGGGAGGUGAUCGGCUUUCAUUCUUUUUCCAAGGGAGGAGGAAGAACUGGGGUGGGGCGCAGGUGGGGGCCUCCCUUUGCCUCCCCUCCACUCCCUUCAUCUCUCCUUCCUUUUGUGGAGUGAUUAGAUAGGUUUCCUGGCUGCACCUUCCGGGAGGAGGAUCAGGGUGGGCAGUGGGAUUGCGCCCCAGGGGCCUCUGGCUCUGGCAGCCAUUUAUGCCAGAAAAAGAAACAACCACAACACAGUUGGAUUGAUGCAGCCAGACCUCGAACGUGCUCAGAGCAGCCACCUUUCUCCUCUGCCUGCUUAGAUUACCAAGUGGUACCUGCUUGUUCAUGCAACCUGCUGCCUCCACCAAGAGCAGCAGCCCCUUUCCUUCCUCCCUUCCCAGAAGAUGCUGAGGAUGACAGCUUUUAGCUUCACUCUUAUAUUUUGUCGACAGAACAGUUAGAAGUCAGGCUGGCCUAUGAGGACAUACUUUACCCUUCCUCCUCUCAGGAGAAAACUUACAAACUUUUCAACUUCAGAGGCGGAUGAGCUGGAAACCUGAAAGUGGGUUGCCUGUGACUCUAAAAAUUCCUCCCGCUCUCUGGCAUUAUCAUAUGCUGCCACAAAGUGAACUGCUCACUGUGGAAGGCAGAGUUUCCCUGGCAGUGUUGGGACCCUGUCUUGAAGCACCCCCUGCCCUGUAGACGCAGCCUUGUAUUCUGUCUCCUCACUUGAUGACUAGGGCCGUCUGACCAGUCCUCCUCCGUGCUUUGUCUGAGGUCCUUGUCCAUCCUUGAGAUUGGGCAACUUCUCUCUCUGAGUUGGGUCACCUUAAGCGGGAAACUGAAGCCAUUAAUCUCCAAACCCUGUUUCAUCUUCCCAAGCAUGUCGGAAAGCUGGCAGCAGCCGCCUCAGACACAGCCGCAGCAGCCCCAGCCACCCCAACCUCAGCACCAUGCCGAGCCCCCACCGGCCCUGGCAGAGCAUGCGCUGCCCCCUGGUACUGCUGAGAACCCCCUGGGCUGUGCGGUCUAUGGCAUCCUCCUGCAGCCAGACACGGGCCUGCAGCCUCCACAACAUGCACCCCUGCAGGCAGCCGGGGAGCCAGGACCCAAAUGCGGUGUGUGUGGUCACGACCUGGCACACCUGACUAGCCCUCAUGAACACCAGUGCCUGGCGGGCCACGACCGCUCAUUCCAGUGCACGCAGUGUCUCAAGAUCUUCCACCAGGCCACUGACCUGCUGGAGCACCAGUGCGUGCAGGCCGAGCAGAAGCCUUUCGUCUGCGGAGUGUGCAAGAUGGGCUUUUCCCUGCUCACCUCGCUGGCACAGCACCACAGCGCGCACAGUGGCCUCGUGAAGUGUUCUAUCUGUGAGAAGACCUAUAAGCCAGCCGAGGCCGCAGAGCCUGCCACUGCUGCUGCCCCAUCACUUCCGCCAACUGCCCCGCCUCCUACUGUCGCCCCUACAGAACAGGCUGAUAAACCCUACAGCUGUCCCAUCUGCCAGAAGCCCUUCAAGCACCUGUCGGAGCUCUCCAGGCAUGAGCGGAUCCACACAGGUGAGAAGCCGUACAAGUGCACGCUGUGUGACAAGAGUUUCAGCCAGUCGUCCCACCUGGUGCACCACAAGCGCACGCACAGCUCUGAGCGGCCCUACAAGUGCGCGGUCUGCGAGAAGACCUUCAAGCACCGCUCUCACCUGGUGCGCCACAUGUACGCGCACUCCGGCGAGCACCACCUGUUCCGCUGUAAUGUGUGCGAGCUGCACUUCAAGGAGUCCUCGGAGCUGCUGCAGCACCCCUGCACUCCAAGUGGCGAGCGGCCCUUCCGCUGCGGCGAGUGCCAGAAGGCCUUCAAGCGGCCCUCGGACUUGAGGCAGCACGAGCGCACACACAGUGCCGAGCGCCCCUUCAAGUGCGACCUGUGCCCCAUGGGCUUCAAGCAGCAGUAUGCGCUGAUGCGGCACCGGCGUACACACAAGACGGAGGAGCCCUUCAAGUGCGGGCUAUGCGAGAAGGGCUUCGGGCAGCCCAGCCAUCUGCUCUACCACCAGCACGUGCACACCCUCGAGACUCUCUUCAAGUGUCCCAUGUGCCAGAAGGGCUUCGACCAGUCGGCAGAGCUGCUACGGCACAAGUGCCUGCCCGGCGCAGCCGAGCGGCCCUUCAAGUGCCCUGUGUGCAACAAAGCCUACAAGAGGGCGUCGGCCCUGCAGAAGCACCAGCUGGCGCACUGCACCGCGGCCGAGAAGCCCCUGCGCUGCACCCUGUGUGAGCGCCGAUUCUUCUCUUCCUCCGAAUUUGUGCAGCACCGCUGCGACCCAGCCCGAGAGAAGCCACUGAAGUGCCCAGACUGUGAGAAGCGCUUCAAAUACGCGUCAGACCUGCAGCGGCACCGGCGGGUGCACACGGGCGAGAAGCCCUACAAGUGCCCCAACUGCGACAAGGCCUUCAAGCAGCGGGAGCAUCUUAACAAGCACCAGGGUGUCCACGCCCGAGAGCAGCAGUUCAAGUGCGUGUGGUGUGGCGAGCGCUUCCUGGACGUGGCCCUGCUGCAGGAGCACAGUGCACAGCACAGUGCUGCCGCUGCAGCUGCCGAGGGCGCCUACCAGGUGGCCGCCUGCCUACCCUGAAGCCAGGCGAUGGCUCCUAGGGCCCAGCCCAGCCUCGCCUCCUUAUAGCUGCAGCCCACCAACCCCCCACCCAGCUCCAUCUUCUUAGGCUCCAGGAGUGAGGACAAACAGUACUGGGCCAGUGGAGGGUGAGUGUACUCAGCACUCCUGUCACCAGCCUGGCCCUGGGGAGCCAGAUCUGUGGCCAGUCCUGACUCCAUAAACCUCUUUCCCGUUGCAGGGUUUGCUUUCUGAGGGCAGUAGUUUCCCUCAUCUCCGGAGGACUGAAAUUCCACGGGCAGUCACAUGCUCUCUCUCUGUCCCAGGGUUGGGGGGUCUACCAACCCAAUCUUUCCAAAUCUUUCAGGCCACAAGAUGGGUUUGGAAGGAGUAUGGUCAUGGUAGGUUCUGGACCUCAGAGGUGGGCUGGGUAUAAGGCAUCCCCUCAAGUUGCUGUUUGUGACCUAGUUCUGGGGAUCAGGAUAGACUGAGCCUCAGCCUUUUGCCUGCCCCAGACUGGGGUGAUGUGUCCCUUGGGUUUCUGAUAGUCAAGUUGUCUUUGGGAAGCUCUGUCUGGAAAGUAAUGGGCAUGGCUAGGAAGGGGGAAAGGAGGAUUGGCCCAUCGAAGGCUAGUCCUGUGGUUUUGAAAGCCCCCUCCCAACUUGCAGUGUGCUUCCUAUUGGUGGUGGGGAGUGUAUCCUUAGCCAGAUGGAACUGCUGAUGGGGGAGAGGAAUGUAGGGCGAAGGGGAUUGUAGGAGGAAGUAGGGUGAGGUUCAUGAUCCCCUAGCAGAUGGAAACAAGUAUCCUCUUCUCAAAUUUUGAGAACCAAAAUGUUCAGGGCUCAGGGGCAUAGCCCCAGUGUGCUUGCCCCAGCCCUGCCUCAGGGCCAAGACCAGGUCCGGGUACCCAGGGGGAAUGACCUCUGACUCCACAGUGCGCUCCUAGUCCAUGGGAGUGCCAUCCCUCCAUUGUUUUGGCUGCUGGCCUGAACCUAGGGAUUUUAUAUUGUCAAAAUGCCCUGGAUAAUAUCCAGCUACUUAGAAAACUGCAGUAUUCUCCUGUGGAUCCUCCUAGAGUACCCCAGGUCUCUGGCUGCCCUCAGGGCUCUUGGAGCAGAAAGUGCCCAGGGCAUAGGGAACAGGAGGAAACAGUGGGUUUGGGAACCCAGCAGGCAGUGUGCCUGGCAGGAGGAUGGGGUCAGCCUGGUUGCUGGUGGCCAGGGCCUGCUAAGGGGCCCAGAGGCCCUUUGUUACCAAAAUAACCAUUUUGAACCCAGCUUUGCCCCCUGCCCUCUUCCAGCCCCACCUCUCUCUGGUGUGGGUCUUGAAAGAAGACUGAUCAGUGCACACACCAAGGGCCCGGAGGUGCAGGAAGACACCACCUUGCCUCUCUCUUACCUUCUGAAGUCUGAACAGCCACAUCUGCCUCCUCUGUCUGACUGGGUUCCCUCCUGUGCCUGCAGAGAGGGGGCUAGUCCUUCCCCUCGGUGCUGGCUCUCAGUCACAAUGCCUCAAAAGACCAGAACCCAGGCUUACAACAGUCCCAACCGCUAUUUUUUUUCUUUUCACUUUGCUUUCUAAAAGCAGUUUGUUAUACUAUUCAUAACAUUGUAUAGUUUAAUUUCAUGUCAUUUUCAAUCUUAUACAUAAAUGUGAAAAUCUGGAUUUUUAAAAAGGAUGACUCCAUUUUAGGUAGCCACUUUUGAUGUUAAUAUAUAGUGAACCCAAUGUAUGCUUUAGAAGUAAAGACAUCGACUGUCAUAGACCAAA